Molecule: messenger RNA, 2284 nt
Organism: Micropterus salmoides (largemouth bass)
Lineage: Eukaryota; Metazoa; Chordata; Actinopteri; Centrarchiformes; Centrarchidae
Gene: gss
Product: glutathione synthetase
Exons: 13
Coding region: 214-1644 (476 amino acids)
Biological process (GO): glutathione biosynthetic process
Cellular component (GO): cytosol
Molecular function (GO): ATP binding; glutathione binding; glutathione synthase activity
Source: RefSeq, a predicted model, not a curated record
GAAGAAGAAGGAAGUCAUGAACGACCAACGAGUAGGCUACACUAGUCUUUCCUGAGACAGAUAUUUCAAAGACAUUUUGUUGUAGCGGAGGAUAGAAGUGUACUUCUAAAGGUAUUCGUUAUCGCAGACCAACACAUUGUGCUUGUGAAAAUCCCUUCGUGUAGGACACAAAACAGUGACUGGAGAAACCUGCUAACCUGACGGUUAAUCAAAAUGGCCCAGGGGAUACCAGACGAGGUGAUGAUGAAUGCUACCCUGAUAAAAGACUUGGGGGAUGUGGCAAAAGAUGCAGCGCUUCUGCAUGGGGUCCUAAUGAGGAUCCAAGAGACCCCCAAUUCAUCAGAGUUGGUGACCUAUGCUCCAUUCACACUCUUCCCCACACCUGUGCCUAAGGCUGUGUUCCUCCAGGCUCUUUCAGUGCAAACUCUCUACAACACACUGGUAGACAAGAUCAGCCAGGAUCCAGACUUCCUGCAAGAGGCUCUAGCCAGCACCAUUGCAGUGGAUGAUUUCACUGCAAGGUUGUUCAGGAUCCACCAACAAAUCCUAAAAGAAGGAAGGUCUCAGCCUAUUGUGUUGGGUCUCAAUCGGUCCGACUACAUGCUGGACCAGAGAGAGGAUGGGUCUUUAUCGCUGAAGCAGAUAGAGAUCAAUACCUUUGCUGCCAGUUUUGGAGGUCUCUCAUCACGCAUGCCAGAUGUACACCGGCACAUCCUUACGGUGGCAGGCCUACAGGAGCAAAGCAAGCACAUCCUAGCCAACAACCCUGCAGCUGGUCUGGCCAUUGCAAUUGCCAAAUCCUGGGAGCUCUAUGGAUCAGAGAGAGCAGUCGUCAUGUUCUUGGUGGAAGAGAGCCAAAGGAACAUCUUUGAUCAACGAUACAUUGAGAACGAACUGCUGAAGAGAAACAUUCCCACAAUACGAAAGCGGUUUGACAAUGUUUGUAAAACAGGGUACCUUGAUCAGGACAAGAGGCUAUUUGUUGAUGGCCAAGAGGUUGCAGUGGUGUACUUCAGGAAUGGAUACAUGCCUCAGAACUACAUUUCUGAACAGACUUGGGAUGCUCGUCUUCUGAUGGAGCGCUCUCUGGCUGUGAAAUGUCCAGAUAUCAGCACUCACUUGGCUGGAACCAAGAAGGUCCAGCAGAUUCUUGCCAGACCUGGAGUUCUAGAGAAGUUCUUCCCCAACCAACCCCAAGUAGUGGAGCAGAUCAGAGCAACUUUCGCUGGCCUGUACACUCUAGACAUGGGACCAGAGGGUGACAAAACAGUUGAUAUGGCCUUGGCAGCACCGGAUCGCUUUGUCCUGAAGCCACAGCGAGAGGGAGGAGGUAACAACAUCUAUGGAUCAGAGAUCUCUCAGGUUCUGGAGGAAGUGAAGGAGAGUACAGAGAGGAUGGCCUAUAUUCUGAUGGAUAAAAUCCAUCCUACCCCUUUACAGAACUACCUGCUUAGGCGAGACUCCCCUCUAAAAAUCAGCAACUGUCUCAGUGAACUGGGAGUGUUUGGAGCAUAUGUCAGGCAAGGUAAAGACAUGGUGAUGAACGAGUGUGUGGGUCAUCUGCUGAGGACCAAGAGUUCAGAACACUCAGACGGAGGCGUAGCAGCGGGAGUGGCAGUGCUGGACAAUCCUCUCCUCAUCUAAGUUACACUACUACCUUCUCAGCUUUCAAAUAAAAACAAAAUCACAAAUAGACAACAGUAGAAUCAAGUUUUCACUUUUGAGUCAUGCUGUUACUUUGGCUGCUAGAGCAUGAUAAUGAUGCAGAGCAAAUGUGUGUCCCACAUUUACUGGAGACAGGUUGGACAGAAAUACUACCAGUGUAGGCUGAGGAGAUGCUCACAUCCCUGGAAGCUUCCAUUUUUUCCUUUAUUACCAACAUUGAGCGUUUAGUGUUUCCCACAAAAUGACAUUCUACCUGGGUGGCGGUGGCGGUGGCUGGGGCUGUAAUGGGUGGUGUUGUGGUUAGCAGGGUACAUUUCUAUUUCAAGUAGCUAUUUAUUUAUUUCAAGUGUUUAUUAACUAGCUUACUUGAAUUUGAAAGCUACCUUUCCCUUCAGUUAUCUUUUCCGCACACAUCUGCUACAAACACAGCGGCUUCCCUCACCUCUUUCUGUGUCUCUUUCCCUGGUAACACUUUACAGUAAGGGUACAUGAAUUAUCAUGAAUUAUGCAUUACUUUAUGCAUUAAUCUCAUGAAUCAUCAGGAAAUGGCAGUUCCGUCUUUCAUUUGUGACUUCAUGGAUGAACAACAUAGGAAUUAAAACAUCAUCAUGAAUCAUGA